Molecule: messenger RNA, 1445 nt
Organism: Habropoda laboriosa
Lineage: Eukaryota; Metazoa; Arthropoda; Insecta; Hymenoptera; Apidae
Gene: Hpf1
Product: UPF0609 protein C4orf27 homolog
Exons: 5
Coding region: 42-1433 (463 amino acids)
Biological process (GO): DNA damage response; regulation of protein ADP-ribosylation
Cellular component (GO): nucleus
Molecular function (GO): histone binding; poly-ADP-D-ribose binding
Source: RefSeq, a predicted model, not a curated record
GGUUAUUUUUACUUGAUUUUUGGCGCGGUCUAACCUAAAAAAUGUCAGACAACGAAGAGCUGCAAUUUAAAGCUUAUAGAGAAGACAAGCGAAUUCCGUGUCGGUAUGGAAGUAAAUGUUAUCAGAAAAAUCCAACGCAUCAUGAAAAAUACAAGCAUCCGCCUACCAAAGAUGCGAAAAAUAAAAAUACAACAAAUUACGCAACAUUAGGUAAAAGAAGAAAGAAGAAAGAUAGUAAAGAAGCAUCAAAUAACUCUCCAGAGAAGAAAAUGUCAAAAAAGAAUGAUGACACAAAAGAUGAAAGCUCACACAGUCCUUUAUCUGUUGUAAAUGAUACUAUUGAUGAAAAGAAUGAUAAUUAUUAUGAAAUUGGUGAUGAAUCAACAAGCUUAAAUUGUACAGAAUAUGUAAAAACUUCUAAUAAUCAAAUCACCAUCUUGUCACUAUUAAAAGAUGCCAAAAUUAAUGUUGAAAAUGAUGAAACACUCCAAAUCAAUGCACAGAAAGUUAUUUCCCAUUUAUUUCUUACUGAAAUGCCAGAAGACUUUUUUCAAUUUUAUGAAUUCUGCAAAAGUAUCUCUGACAUAGAUUCUUUUAAUGCAUUAAAGAAUGUUAAUUUGCAAUUAAUAGGUCCUUAUGAUGUGUUCAGAGAGAAAUUUCUAAGUUUUAAGGUUGAGGACAAAGAAGUAUUAUUGAGACAUUGGAGAUAUUACUAUGAUCCACCAGAAUUUCAGACCAUUAUCAAGGAUAAUGGCAAAGAUGGUUUGCAUUAUGGUUAUUGGAGAGAUGAUGCUUCAGAGAAGCCUGUAUUUGUAGGGAAGAACAAAGUAAAUGUGAACUAUUUAAUAGAACCAGUUGCAGAAAAUAUAUUUGGUGCUAUUGAUGCACACAUAGGAGAAAAAUUAAAAUUAACUUCUCCCUUUGAUAGACUUCGAUUAGCACAAUUACACCAAAAACUGAGAAAUUUUGCAAAAGAGAGGAAAAUAACUUUGGAGAAAAAGACAAUUAAUAUGCAAGCCAGAGAAAUGCAAGUUGUUGCAAGGACUUUCCACAAAGCUGGAAUUGUGGUACCUUAUAAUAAAAAGACUCAAUUAGGAUAUAGAGAUUUGGCAGUAAGCAACAGUGAAUUGCAUAAAAUUCUAAAACAAAUAGAACAUCCUCCAAUACCAGAGGCUAGGAAAACACCCAUGUUAAAGCUUGAAGAAGUGAUAAGAUUGACAAUAAUUGCAGCUGAUGAAUGUGACUUUGGCACUGUUUUGGAGCUAGGCCAUGACCUCUUUUCUAGUGGCAUUUCCUACGUUCAAACAAAGGCACUGAAUUUGCUUGCACUUGCCUACAACCUUUUACAGAAACCACAGUUCUUGGAAAUUGCCCAGGCACAUUUGAAAGACAGGAGAAAGAGUUUAAAUCUGAGUGUUAUUCAAUUCUCUUAACAAUCGUCCAAC